ACUAGUUCUACAAGCUGAGUCGAAUCAUUGCAUUUCACACGCACGUACUUUCUGUUAAAUUAAAUUUCGUAAAAUGAAACCUUAUUGUGUGGUGUUUUUACACGUUUUCUUGGCCGUAAAUAUACGCAUUACCUUGCAAUGCCCUUACAGCAAUCAAGACGCAAAAGCUGCAUACAAAUCUGGCGAGAUACAAGACCAGUCUCUACCGAUCACACUCGCCACUAUAAAAAAAAAGUUAAAAGAAACUAUGAUCUUCGAUUACGAGGAUCCAACGCUAAAUGACAGAGAGAAAAAAGAAUUAAACAAACUAUUUGACGCUGUUGAAAUUAUGACAACUUCCAGAGCUCGUCAACCGUUCAACGUGCAAAAUAUGUUCGCUUCACUACGGCUAGUGGAAAGGGCGGUUAAGAAACAACUAAAGGAGGGACAGAUAUCGGAAUCUUUGGCGUCCAAAUUCAAAUGGGACAAACUGUUAUUCAAAUCGCCAGAAGAGGGACAAACCGAUGUACUAUCUGGACAAACAGACUAACAUGCGAAUCUUUAACACGAUGACAUAGAAUAAAAAAA
This is a messenger RNA of Papilio polytes (common Mormon), 567 nucleotides long. RefSeq lists its product as uncharacterized. The record is from RefSeq and is a predicted model, not a curated record. Lineage: Eukaryota; Metazoa; Arthropoda; Insecta; Lepidoptera; Papilionidae. The coding region runs from base 74 to 529 and encodes 151 amino acids. The transcript is spliced from 5 exons.